Messenger RNA from Aedes albopictus (Asian tiger mosquito), 5391 nucleotides. RefSeq lists its product as uncharacterized. The coding region runs from base 1 to 5391 and encodes 1796 amino acids. NCBI's taxonomy places the organism in Eukaryota, Metazoa, Arthropoda, Insecta, Diptera, Culicidae. The transcript has a single exon. Gene Ontology annotation, biological process: DNA integration. The record is from RefSeq and is a predicted model, not a curated record. Gene Ontology annotation, molecular function: nucleic acid binding.
AUGGCGACCUCAACUCGAACAAAGAAGGCUAAGCAACUAAAACAAUUGCAAGCUAAACGUGCAUAUAUUGUUGGAUCUAUCAACUUGAUCCGCGAAUUUGAUGAUGAUUUUGAUGAGACGAAGUCGGCCGAAAUUCCGUUUCGUCUCGAACGAUUGGACAAACUGAUGGAAGAUUUGGAAAAGGUAGAGACUGACCUGGAUUCACAUCGUCUUGGUGAUCCAGUCUUCUCCGAAAGUCGCGCUGAAAUGCAAACGCUGUAUUUCAGAUUAAAGGGUUCUUUGUCAAGCAAACGAACCGUUAUUCCACAAGCUAUUCCACCCGCUCACGUACACGAGGCAGUUCCCACUGUUGCAUCUGGAGUGCGUCUACCGGAAUUAAGGCUUCCUGAGUUUGAUGGGAGACCUGAGGACUGGUCAGCAUUCCAUGACCUCUUUCGAGCAAUGAUUCACGACAACACUUCACUGUCGGCCAUUCAAAAGCUGCAUUACCUUCGUGCUACACUGAAGGGGGACGCAGCUCGCGUUAUUUGUUCAUUUCCGAUCACGUCGGCCAGUUAUCCCAUUGCCUGGAAAAUGAUUUGCGAUCGCUACGAAGACAAACACCUUUUGAUCAAACAACACAUUUCUGCAUUGUUCUCGAUCGCGCCUAUGAGAGUGGAAUCAGCAGCGGGUUUGUCAGAUUUAGCUGAUGAAUUCGAAAAGCACGUGAAGAUUUUGGAUUCGUUGGAGACGAAGGCGCAACAUUGGGACUCUGUGUUGGUGGAGCUUCUGUUUAGCAGAAUGGACAUCGACACGCAGAAAUUGUGGGAAAACCAACGAGAUAAAACUGUACGUCCGUCAUACGACAACCUGCUACAAUUUGCUCAUGAACAUUCUCGAACACUACUAUCACUAAAGCUCUCCCAAACCGCUAUUUCUCUAUCGGAGAUCAAAUCUCCUAAAUCUCGAUCGGUUACCUCUCACUCAGCAUCUGAGUCCACGCCGAGAUGUGCCGGUUGCAAGCAACCUCAUUUUCUAUUCCAAUGCGAAUCGUUCCGGGCCCAGACGCCCCAGCAACGCUUUGACUUCGUCAGAAGAAGCAAUCUUUGCACAAACUGCUUGAAGUCAUCACAUCUGGCUAAGAACUGUACUGGCGGAUCGUGUAAAUAUUGCCAAAGAAAACAUCACACACUACUUCACCUUCCACUCUCACCCACGUUGAUUGCAAUGGAAGCUCCACCACACACCCAACCCGAAGACAUCCCGGUGGACCAGCAGCACCUGCAGGUCGAAACUACUCAAAGGCCGUCGCAUUCUCCUUACGUUGCUCUCUUAAGCGACACCGCGGUCGCUUCGGUUGGUCGUUCGAUAUCGUUACCGCCGCCGUCGGUUUCUUCGCCCCUCCCUGCUCCGUCGGGUACAAUUACAUCACCGUCCAAUAUCUACCAAACAGGCUCGCCUACAUGUGAUUCAACAGUGAUGCUCUUUACUGCACUCGUUAAAGUUCGAGACAGUUUUGGGAAAUGCCAACUCGCUCGCGUGCUUCUGGAUAGUGGCUCGCAGUCAAAUUUUGUGUCGGAAUCAUUGUGCCAGCGUCUUUCAUUGAAUCGUACGAAGAUAAAUGUACCGGUCAGUGGCAUAGGCCAGUCUCAAGUCAAUGUUCGGUACAUGGUAACAGUGCAAUUCUCCUCUCGCUUCGAUGACCAAGAGUAUUUCCUAGAGUGUUUGGUGCUGCCCAGAUUGACCGUGAGUCUGCCAACAAGUACCGUGGACAUCAACACCUGGAAAAUCCCCAAGAACUUGCCGCUUGCAGACCCACAGUUCAAUGUUAGCCAUGGCGUUGACAUCAUCGUUGGCGCAGAGCUUUUUGCGAUCCUCCUACAAGCCGAGCAAAUAAGUUUUAACGACCACCUUCCAGUUCUGCACAAGACCAGCCUAGGGUAUGUAAUUGCCGGACGAGUACCCACCAACACGCCAGCUCCAGUCGCUUGUCUGGUCUCCACUCUCGACAGUCUGGAUGCUAAAGUCAAGAAAUUCUGGGAAAUUGAAGAUUUUGACCAUGGCAAGGCGCUUACUGUCGAGGAGACGCGUUGUGAGGAACAUUUAGCAAAGACACACUACCGUAAUGCUCAUGGACGAUACGUGGUGCGUCUACCGGUUCGCCAGGAACUGCUUCCCUUGAUUGGAGAUACAUGGAGUAGAGCUGCUCGGCGAUUUACAGCAGUGGAGAAACGUUUCCGCACAGAUGAAGCUCUCCGCGCAAACUACCAGGAAUUCAUGGACGAAUAUGAAUUGCUUGGGCACAUGGAGGAGGUGAAGGCUAGUGACGUGAUGCCCCAGUUCAUUCUGCCGCAUCAUGCAAUACACCGUCCUGAUUCGUCGACUACAAAAAUCAGGGUAGUAUUUGACGGCUCAGCAAAAAGUUCUAACAACAUGUCUCUCAAUGAUAUGCUUCUUUGCGGACCGACCGUGCAACCGCACCUGCAGACCGUUCUACUGAACUUUCGCUUACAUCGCUAUGUUAUGAAGGCAGACAUAGAGAAAAUGUUCCGUCAAGUACUAAUUGAUCCAUCCGACCGCGCACUUCAACAGAUUUUGUGGCGUAAAAAUGAAUCCGAACCGUUAACAACAUAUCAGUUGAAUACGGUAACAUAUGGUACAUCUUGCGCUCCAUAUUUGGCCACCAGGGCGCUCAACCAAUUAGCAGUAGACGAUGGUGAUUUGUUCCCAUUGGCUGCACCAGUGGUGAAGGAAGACUUUUAUGUGGACGACGCGCUUACGGGUGCUAACACCAUAGGGGAGUUGGUAGAAAAAAAUCGGCAGCUUACAUGUCUGUUGGAAAGGGGUGGUUUCCUGCUUCGUAAAUGGAGUGCCAAUCAUCCGGAAAUUCUCCAACAUGUUCCAGAGGAGCUCAAGGAGACAACUACGGAAUUGGAGCUAGACAGUUCAACCACAAUAAAAACUUUAGGUCUACUAUGGUUCCCUUCAGAUGAUCAACUCGGAUUCAAAGUACCAAACCUGCCGUCUUUGACCAAGGUAACUAAGAGAAUCGCCUUGUCAGAGAUGUCCCAACUCUUUGAUCCGCUAGGUCUCGUGGGGCCUAUCGUGGCCAGUGCCAAAAUGUUCGUUCAACAAUUGUGGCAAGAAAAUCUGGACUGGGACGAUGAGCUACCGAAGAAGCUACAAUCCUGGUGGCUGUCCUUCAGAUCAUCCAUAGGAGAAGUAAGAAAUUUCCGUGUACCUCGAUGGGUUUUCGAGGUUGAAAUGGUCGGUUAUGACCUCCACUGUUUCACCGACGCUUCCGAAAGGGGAUACGGGUGCUGCAUUUACGCGGUGGCAACGAGCGAUAGCGGCUUAAAAACUAGUAAUCUGCUCAUGUCAAAGUCUCGAGUAGCUCCAGUAGCUGGCUUCUCCAUUCCUAGACUGGAGCUUUGUGCUGCUGUCCUGGGAAGCCAACUAGUCGACAACGUGCUCCAUACAACUAGAUUCUCAGGACAGCCAAUCUUUUGGACGGACUCAUCCAUUGUUUUCCACUGGAUCAAGUCUCCUCCGGCUACUUGGAAGGUCUUCGUGUCAAAUCGGAUUUCGGAAAUACAACGACUUACUCAAGGAUCCCAGUGGCGACAUGUCCCAACCACCGAAAAUCCAGCGGAUUACAUAUCCCGAGGAGUAGAGCCUCGUCAGCUGACACAGAACCAGCUUUGGUGGAGUGGGCCCUCGUUUUUGUUGCUCCCGUCGGAAGAAUGGUCUGCGCAGAUCCUACCUGCUUCUUCAGCCAUAAGCACACACAUAUCGAACGAACGGAAAUUGACAGUAGCGCUGCAUACUUCAGAUGCUUCAGAUGAUUCAACGAUACGAAAACAUUCGGAGUUUGCACCUCUUCUUAGGAUUACAGCUUAUUGUCUGAGAUUCAUAACUAAUUGUCGAUCACCGAAAUCAGAGAGGGCCACAGGAAACCUUACAGUCCAGGAGUACGACGAUGCUCUGAAAUCUCUGGUGCGCAUUGCUCAGCGCGUGAGCUUCAAAAACGAAAUUCGGUUUCUACAAGGUAAUCCACAAGAGCAGAGUUCACUGAAGAACGCCCAGUUUAAGUCAUCAAUCAAGAACCUUGAUUUAAUUCUGGAUUCUUCAAAUUUGCUGCGACUGAAUGGCCGUUUGACCAAACUACUUGGAUCAUAUGACAAUCGCCUUCCCAUGGUACUGCCAGGUGAUGAUCAUCUAAGCCAUCUUAUUGCCAGAUCAAUACAUCAUCAAACUCUCCAUGCUGGUCCAACUCAAUUACUAGCCACAAUGCGGCAACGAUUUUGGCCAGUCCGUGGCAAGGACCUCGCUCGACGGACAGUACAUCGUUGCGUGACAUGCUUUCGUUGCCGUCCGAAACCAAGCAAUCAGUUUAUGGCACCUUUACCAGUUGAGCGGAUAACACCAGCGAAGAUCUUUGAACACACGGGGCUCGAUUAUUGCGGACUGUUUCACGUUCGGGCAUUAGCAGGUAGGGGCGCUUCGGUUAAAGUCUGGGUCGCAGUGUACGUGUGUUUCGCUGUUAAAUACGUUGUGCUAGACAUCGUCGCCGGGUUGUCAGCAACGGCAUGCGUCAAUUCUUUGCGGCGUUUCGUCAGUCGUGUCGGGCGCGUUCGCGUUAUACACUGCGAUAACAGUACCGCGUUCGUCGGCGCAAGUCGCGAAAUCAAUGAGAUGCGAAAACUUCUGGUCCAGCAGCUGAAAUCGGAUCAGUGGUAUAAUGAAUGCUUGGAAAAGGGUAUUCAAUUCCAAUUUAUCCCUCCACGAGCACCCCACUGCGGUGGGAUAUGGGAAGCAGCAGUAAAGAGUUUUAAGCACCAUCUCGUUCGAAUUCUGGGAUCGUCGCCGUAUGAACUUGACGAACUUCGCACAGGAAUCGCUCAGGCCGAAGGCAUCUUGAAUUCACGGCCCUUGACACCGCUCUCCAAUCAUCCAGAAGAUCUCUCGGUGCUCACUCCAGCACACUUCAUUCUAGGCGAGUCAACUUUCAACCUACCUGAGCCAGACUACGUAAGUAUUCCACUGCAUCGUCUUACUCGAUUUCAGAUGACUCAGCGAGCUAUGGGUGAUUUAUGGAAACGCUGGGCUAAGGAGUACAUAGGACUGUUGCAUCAGCGCCCAACCAAAUGGAGAAAGACCCCUACAGACUUCAGGGUUGGAGCAAUGGUCCUGUUGAAGAAUGAAUCGUCCCCACCCAAGCAGUGGCCACUCGGACGUGUGGUAGCAGUUUAUCCGAACAAGGACAACAUUGUUCGUGUGGUAGAUGUCCGCACUCAAGGUGGCAUCCGUCGUCGUGCAACAACCGAACUCUGUCUCCUACCGAUUGAAGAGGACUCUCCGGAUGCUAAAGUGAUGUCAAGCGAGGAGUCUACAAUAACUUCUGUUGGUUGA